GUUACUUUAGAGACGAUAUUCUGUGUCACUUCUGUGCCAGUAUGAUCAGUGGUCUGGUUACCACGGCAGCCUCGAUGCCCGUCGACAUCGUAAAGACCAG
Molecule: messenger RNA, 100 nt
Organism: Haplochromis burtoni (Burton's mouthbrooder)
Lineage: Eukaryota; Metazoa; Chordata; Actinopteri; Cichliformes; Cichlidae
Product: mitochondrial 2-oxoglutarate/malate carrier protein
Biological process (GO): malate transmembrane transport; oxaloacetate transport; phosphate ion transmembrane transport
Molecular function (GO): oxaloacetate transmembrane transporter activity; thiosulfate transmembrane transporter activity; malate transmembrane transporter activity
Source: RefSeq, a predicted model, not a curated record